Molecule: messenger RNA, 1203 nt
Organism: Fonticula alba
Lineage: Eukaryota; Rotosphaerida; Fonticulaceae
Exons: 2
Coding region: 53-1141 (362 amino acids)
Molecular function (GO): oxidoreductase activity
Source: RefSeq, a predicted model, not a curated record
CCUCCCCCCUUCUCUCCCUGCACUUUGCCUGAUCCCCCCGCCCACCGCAGGCAUGUCUCCUGACCCGAAGGACACCGACCCGGAUGACCCGCGCCCGACCAUGCCGGCCGACAGCGACUGCUGCGGCACCGGCUGCGAGCCGUGCGUUUUCGACUUGUACGACCGGGACCUGGCAGCCUGGAAGCGCCGGCGCCUGGGGGCCGGCUCGGGCGCCGGGUCCUCUGUCGACCCGGCGGCCGCGCCACUGGACCAGCAGGAGUUCCGGCCAUUUGUGGCGGCGCGCGUGCACCUCUCGCCGCCCGGGCCACAUGCGCACCCCCGGAGCCUGGUCAGCCUGGUGGAGUUUGACGACUUGUCCAGCGCGCGGCUGGGGCCCUCUUUGACCGGGCCGGCGGCCAUCGGGGCCCCGGGCAACCGGCAUGUGUGGCUGCGCCCUUCGCUGGGUGAUCCCUCCCGACAGUAUACGCCCUUCUGGUGGCCGGGGCCCGAUGGCCGGCCGCGGGUGUAUCUCUACUGCAAAACGGCCCCGGAAUCGGCCAUGAGCCGGGGGAUUGCCGCGGCCGGGGCGGGCACCGCACUGCCCCUGCGCGGGGUGUCCGCCACCCCGUCCUCCCUGUGCCUGUCCCCGAACAAGUUUCAGCGGGUGACCCUGCUCGCCGCUGGGUCCGGCAUCGCGGCUUGCCUGCAAAUCCUGUCGUCGAUCCUGCUGAACGACCGCGAUGACACGAUGCUGGACCUGGUGUGGGCGGUGCGUGACGACCAGGCCGAGAUCGUCGCCCUGCCAGCGCUGCUGGACAUCCUGGCCGCCAUGAGUGAGUAUGUCACCCUCCGGCCGCACCUGGUGGUAUCGUCGGUGCCGCUGGCCGAGUCGGGAGCAGGCCCGGCGCCGGACCCCGGCCACGGCCGCCUGGGGCGGAUCUUCCGAUCGGUGACUCGGGGCCAGCGCCUGGACCAGGACCUACUCCUGGGCCAGGGGCCCGUGGCUCGGAUGUUGGGCCUGGCCGCGGCCAAGCGGCCGGCCUUGACGCGCGGCCGCGAGGCGGCCUUCCUCUGCGGCCCGGCCACCUUCACGCGGGAAAUGCGCCGGGUGCUGGUCGAUGUGGCCGGCUGGCCGGCCGAACAGGUGGAGGAAGCAAACUAGACGCCGAGUUGGUAACCCAUGUAUUCGGAAUGACAUUCUUCGCCUAAAUUCGAUCGGCCCCG